GACUUCGGCCCCCCACCCUUCCUUUGCUUCCCCAACCUCCCGUUGGACCCUGCGUUGCUUCCGAUCUAGUAGCUUGAUUAGCUGCAUCCACUUCCUCACCCCUACAACUUCCACACCUUCCACUUGUUCCCUCUAUUAACCCUAAUUCUCGCCAUCAGACAGGCGCUUCAAGUUAUUUAACUUUAGAGUUCCGCUACUCCACUCCAGAUCCAGGGAAUAUCAGCACUAUAAAUCCCAAACUCCAAGCUCCUUGCCUACGCUGUCGUGGGCCGUGUACGACCUUAUCGUCGUUACCGAUCUCCUGGGACGACGUCUCCACAAUGGGCGCCACAGAGAACAUCACCGGUUCUCCGGUCGACGAUGUCAUUCGACCUAUCGAUACAGUUGUCACCGACGACAAUGUAAACGUGAAUAGUCAUGUUGACUCCCACGAAGGCACGAAUGGCAAUGUCAAGGUCAACAUCACCAAUGGUCACGUGGAAGACCUACCUGUGGACAACACUUCCCUUCUGGUCAAGCUUUCUCAGACCAUUGCCCGUGAGACCGAGAAGGUCGAUGCAUACUUCCGCGAAAACUCCAUCCCCGCUCCUAGCUUUGAGGCCGAUGGGCCCUCUGACUAUCCCGCUCUUCCCGACGAGAUCCAGAAAGCGAGAAUGGCGGUCAUCAAAGCGGCUGCGGAUCUGAAGGACUUGAUGGUUGGACCCAAAGAGUCUGUGAGAUGGAUGGCCUGGGAUCAUAAUAAUUCCUUGUCAUUAAGGGCUGUGAGCCAGUUCAAGCUCGCAAAUGCUUUCCCAGUCGGAUCAACGGCAACUUUCGCAGAGCUCGCCAAGGUUGCUAACGUCGACGAAAUGAACACUCGCAGACUCCUCCGCCACGCCAUGACAAACCGCAUUUUCAAAGAGGUCAGCCCCGGAGUCGUGGCACACACCGCGGCUAGCAAAACCCUUGCUCAGGACGAUCUUCUUCAAGACUGGGUUGGAUAUUGCGUCCAAGACUUAUGGCCUUCCGCCGUUGGAACCCUCGAAGCUUUGACCCGCUUCCCAGGUUCGCAGGAGGAUACUCAGACCGGCUUCCAGGUCGCCUUUGAUCUUGUUGACAAAGAGUCCAUGUUCACUGCCUUGGGCAAAGACCCUGCCCGCGGAAGACAGUUCCAUCGCGCCAUGGGCUCUUUGGCGAAUGGUGCUGGCUAUGAGGUCGAGUACUUCGUCGAUAACUAUGACUGGAAAUCCAUCAACGAGAAUGCUGGAACCGUUGUCGAUGUCGGAGGUAGCCACGGCUUCGUCUCCGUAGCCAUCGCUAAGAAAUUCGACAAGAUCAAGUUCAUCGUCGAGGAUCUCCCAAAGGCUCUUGCAACAGCGCCGAAAUUUGAAGGCGACCUCGCCGAGAGAAUUACCUUCAAGGACUAUGACUACUUCACCCCUCAGCCCGUAAAGGGAGCGGAUGUAUACUUCUACCGCUGGAUUAUCCACAACACAUCCGACAAGUACGCAAUCAAAAUCCUGCAAUCUCUCGUUCACGGCCUCAAGAAGGGAGCUCGCAUUGUCAUCAAUGACCACUGCCUCCCCGAGCCAAACACUGAGAACCCGUGGGACGAGAAAAUCAUCCGCACGAUGGACCUGGUCAUGCUCACUCUGAUCAACGCCCAAGAACGCUCGAAGGAGGAGUUCGAGACGCUCUUCCGUACAGCAAACCCCAACUACCGCUUCCUAGGCGUGACGCGACCAGCCGGUUGCCGUAUGAGCAUUGUUGAGGCUGUCUGGGAGGGUGAGGACUAUGAUGGUGCAGUCGAUGCGGAGACGGUCGCAGUUGAGGCCGAAUCUGAAGCUGCGCGCAGCGCAGAGAAGGCCGAGACUGAAGCUUCAUCUGGCAAUGUAGAGAACACUAUUGAGAUUGUUGACGCUCAGGUUGCCAAUAACGUUGAGGCUGUGGCCGCGAAUUGAGGGUUAAGGGUGGCCGGUAUUGGAACUCGGUUCUCGACUUUGGUUCGUGCCAGAAAAGCGGCAUUAUAAGUUGGAGCGAUUGGAUUUUACACUUUAUUUGGUAGUCUGCUCUUUAACGCAUAGUUAGACAGAAAAUCGUUGCCUAAUUCUAGAGAUAGGAUUCAUAAUACAUGCAUCAAUUGAGAAGAGUGAUGGGAUCGUUCUCUCACGAGGGCAUCACAUUGUGGCGUAAACACAUUUUUUCCGCAUAGCCCCAUCCAAGUAGUAUUUCUUUAUCUCUGUAAACAGCCGC
Pseudogymnoascus verrucosus is the source of this 2232-nucleotide messenger RNA. RefSeq lists its product as uncharacterized. The record is from RefSeq and is a predicted model, not a curated record. The transcript has 6 exons. Gene Ontology annotation, molecular function: O-methyltransferase activity. Bases 321 to 1940 code for a protein of 539 amino acids. Lineage: Eukaryota; Fungi; Ascomycota; Leotiomycetes; Thelebolales; Thelebolaceae.